Eruca vesicaria subsp. sativa (arugula) is the source of this 1564-nucleotide messenger RNA. The record is from the annotation of a GenBank genome assembly. NCBI's taxonomy places the organism in Eukaryota, Viridiplantae, Streptophyta, Magnoliopsida, Brassicales, Brassicaceae.
AAAUUCCUCAUCUAUCAGUGAGACCGAAGAAGAAGCCGAAUCACAGCAGAGAGAUCAAGAAAGAGAUUAUCACUGAAGCCGAGGAGGAGCAAUGUAUCCGACAGGUCAACAGAUUUCGUUUCAUGCAACUCCUUUGGCUGUUCAAGAUCCAUCAAAGAUGAUGCUGGUGGAUCCAAAAGAAACAAACGGAGGAGGGAUUUCUCAAGCAGAGUUUGCUUUGUUCACUUCCAAUAGGAUCCAGUCUGAUCUUGAAGCCAUGGGUAUCAAACUCAAACAGCACGAAGAUAGCUUGAAGUUCCUCAAGGCUCAGAAGAACAAGUUGGAUGAGUCUAUCCUCGACUUGCAAGUUCAUAUGAGCAAACUUCAUCAGUCAGGCACUCCUAGAAGCGAGAGCAAUGACACCAGUCUUCAAGGUGAAGACAUCACUGAACAGAUUCUCCGGCACGCAAACUCAGCGGCUGGAGUUUUAAGUCAUGUUCAGUCUCGUCACUCCUCGCAGGCUUCUCAGUUGAAUUCGAUUAAAGGUGUAGUUGGAGUUGUAGCCAAACUCGGGAAAGUCAAUGAUGAAAACUUGAGCCAGGUUUUGUCGGAUUAUCUAGGGACUCGUUCGAUGUUGGCACUUGUAUGCAAGGAUUACAACAGUGUUAAGGGUUUAGAGAGUUAUGACAGCCACGGCAAGAUUGAUAGAAAUGGUGGCCUUCACGGGCUUGGCUCUUCGAUUGGCAGAACCAUCGAAGGCCAUUUCGAUGCCAUCUCUCUCGAAAAUCUGAGACCGUAUAUUGGUCAGUACAUAGCUGGUGAUCCACAAAGAAGGCUUAAUCUUCUGAAACCAAAACUUCCUAACGGCGAGUAUCCUCCAGGUUUUCUCGGUUUUGCUGUGAACCUGAUACAAAUCGAUCCAGCUUACCUGCUAUGUGUCACAUCAUAUGGAUAUGGUCUUCGUGAGACCUUGUUCUACAGUCUCUUCUCCCGUCUUCAAGUGUACAAAACAAGGGCUGACAUGAUUAGUGCCCUCCCAUGCAUAAGUGACGGUGCAGUAUCUUUGGAUGGGGGAAUACUCAGAACAGGCGGGAUCUUAACACUUGGAAGCAGCGAUGAGGGGAACGUGAGGUUUGCAAAGCCAACUGCUUCGCAGACCAUGAACAACUUUAGUGAGGCAGAGAGGCAAAUGAAAGAGCUGAGACAGAAGAAAGAAAAAACGCUGGAGGACAUAAAGCGAGCGCAAGUGCUCCGUGACCAUGCUGUGUACAACUUUGGCAAGAAGAAAGACGAGUUUGUUCGGUUCUUGGCUCAGAGCUCAUCCACUAAUAUGAGCCAAUGAUAGUCUACUCAAAUGAAAAGAGAGCAGGCCAAGAAUCAUAUGGAGCUCUGAGUAACAAAGACUUAGUAGACUGGUUUGGUUAGCUUUGAUUCUGCAUUUCUAGUUUCGAUUUAACUUGACCAUGUACAUAUAUGAUGGAUGUUUUAGUUUUCUAACCUAUUUACGACUUUCGAGUUCUUUAUGUUUCCUAUCUCUUGUUUUUUCUGGAAUCUAUAUUAUAAUAGAAGAAAUUUAACUACAAAG